ACACCGGUGCUGCAUUCUCCUAGACAAGGGCUAUUUUUGAUGAAAAAGUCAAAAGAAAAUAUCCCUGGUCCGUUCAGAUAGAGUUGUUCAAAGUGAUGAGCUUGCGUCCAGUUCAAAUUCUUGAAAGCGCCUUGAAGCACCACAAGCAGAGAAAGGCCUGUGCUAUCGCGACCGGGCAACAGUUUCGACGUGUGAUAUCACUCCAAAAACAUGAUAGAAAGAAUAUGAGUUAUACCGAUACUGGAGUAGACGGAUUUUGGAAGGCCUGACGCUCAAGAUCUCAACAAACCAAUACCCGUCCACAUACAAUCCAAUCAA
Molecule: messenger RNA, 318 nt
Organism: Mytilinidion resinicola
Lineage: Eukaryota; Fungi; Ascomycota; Dothideomycetes; Mytilinidiales; Mytilinidiaceae
Exons: 2
Coding region: 96-269 (57 amino acids)
Source: RefSeq, a predicted model, not a curated record